Messenger RNA from Rhododendron vialii, 2568 nucleotides. Its product is annotated as probable inactive receptor-like protein kinase At3g56050. Bases 449 to 2314 code for a protein of 621 amino acids. Lineage: Eukaryota; Viridiplantae; Streptophyta; Magnoliopsida; Ericales; Ericaceae. Gene Ontology annotation, molecular function: protein kinase activity; ATP binding. The transcript has 9 exons. The record is from RefSeq and is a predicted model, not a curated record. Gene Ontology annotation, biological process: protein phosphorylation.
UACGUUUUAGGGUUUAGCCAAACAGUGGACUUGUAAUCACUCCUUUGACUCUGUCCACGUUAACGCUCCACUCACACGAGAGAGAGAGAGAGAGAGAGAGAGAGAGAGAGAGAGAGAGCCUUUGUCGAAAGGUCGCCGCCGCCGAUCUUGCACUUUUUGGCGCAAUGCUUCUUUUGAAUCAGACUGUGGAUUAUUCUAUACAAGCCAGUGUAUGUUUCACUUACUUUUCUGGCGGCGUACACGCGGUUUCAGAACUUGGUCUAAACAAGUAGGCCAAUACGCGAAGGCAUUGGCGGUUUGUACAUAAUUUACUGGUUUGUUCAGGACUUGGUUGGUUUGACGGGUUCGAAAUGUUUCGGCCUCGUGGUGUUAUCGAUUGAUCUGCGAGUCGAAGAAGAAGUAUACAACUAGUUUGUUGAGUUGAAGUUUUUGCUGUUAGUCAGUCGAAAUGGUCGAAAUUCGGGGAUUCAGAGACGCGAUUUUGAUGGUGCUGGCAUUGUUGCUGUAUCAGAAUUCGAGUUUGUGUCGGUCUCUCAACGAUGAAGGUUUAGCGCUGUUGAGAUUUAAGGAGAGAGUGGUGAGUGAUCCAUUUGGGGCUCUUUCAAAUUGGAAUGUUGAGGUUGGAGUAAUUGAUCCGUGUUCAUGGUUCGGGGUGGAGUGUUCGGAUGGAAAAGUAGUAGCUUUAAACUUGGAAGAUUUAUGUCUUGGAGGAACACUAGCAGUUGCUCUUGGAAACCUGGUCCGCGUAAAGUUGAUUUUGUUACGUAACAACUCCUUCUACGGAACCAUUCCCAACAAGAUUGGAGCGCUGAAGGAGUUAGAGGUACUAGACCUAGGAUACAAUAACUUCAGUGGCCCACUCCCGCCUGACCUUGGCAAUAAUUUGGCAAUUCUCCUACUGGACAACAAUGACCUUUUCUGUAACAUGUCCCCUGAAAUUUUGGAGUUUAAAACGAUUUCUGAAGUUCAAGUAGAUGAGAAACAGCUAUCUAAAGGAGCACAAAGAUCGUCUUGCAAGGAAGGAUCUUUCUCUCGGAACGUUGCCCUAACUGAGGAUGCAAUUCAUCGUAGACUGGUAGAGUCAUUUCCUCCUAAAUUUCCAGCAACAGGAGAUGAACUACUACCUCCUUUUCAAGAUCCUUCUGCAUCAACGCCACCUUCAUCAGAGUCCCCAGUACCUUCCCCUACCCCGUCUCCUUCCCCUGAUUCCGAUGCUUCUCCGCCUUCACCUGCAGAAAGCUCCAGCGUACAAGCCAAAAGAUCAGACCAUCAUCAAACUCUAAUAUUGUGUGUGGCCAUAGGGGGUCCUGUGUUGCUUUGUGCAUUUGUCAUCGGUAUAUUAUUUUGUCAACGCAAAAAUAUCGCUGCUGUAAGACCCCGGACCACAGGAUUAAGUGGACAGCUACAGAAAGCAUUUGUAACUGGUGUGCCGAAACUCAAAAGAUCAGAGCUUGAGACAGCUUGUGAAGAUUUCAGCAAUGUGAUUGGUUCUUCAUCAAUUGGAACGGUUUACAAAGGGACGUUAUCUAGUGGGGUUGAAAUAGCUGUUGCUUCAGUUGUGGUGGAAUCUGCCAAGGAUUGGUCACAUAAGCUAGAGACCCAGUUCCGGAACAAGAUUGACGCGUUAUUGAAAGUGAACCACAAGAAUUUUGUGAAUCUUCUUGGGUACUGUGAGGAAGAUGAGCCUUUCAGUAGAAUGUUGGUUUUUGAAUAUGCAUCCAACGGGACACUCUUUGAGCAUUUACAUAUAAAAGAAGCAGAACACUUAGAAUGGACUUUGCGGAUGAGGAUCACAAUGGGAAUCGCAUACUACCUCGAGCACGUGCACCAACUGACCCCACCCAUGGUCCACAAAAACCUCAACUCUUCUUCUAUCCAUCUGACUGAAGAUUAUGCAGCCAAGGUCUCAGAUUUCGGUUUCUUGAGCGAACUACGAACAACUGAGAUGGAAUCCACUCCAGAAAGUGACAUGUACAGCUUUGGUGUUAUUUUGUUUGAAAUGGUAACCGGUAGGCUGCCUUACUCAGUGGACAGUGGAUCACUUGAGGAUUGGGCAUCGGACUAUCUGAGAGGGGACCAGCCUAUUAGAGAAAUGGUGGACCCUACUCUAAAAUCGUUCAACCCGGAGCAGGUUGAACAAAUUGGUGAAGUGAUUAGGUCUUGUGUGCAUCAUGACCCGAAACAAAGACCGCAAAUGAGAGAAGUCACCACCAGAUUGAGAGAGAUAACAGGAAUACAACCAGAUGGGGCUGUCCCUAAACUCUCUCCUCUUUGGUGGGCAGAACUUGAGAUUAUAGCUACAGACGCAAGCUAAUUGCUGAAGUUCGGCUUUUAAUGGUGGGACGUUUCUUUUUCCCUGGGAGAGAGGAACAAUAGGAAGUGUCAGGUGAGUUGUGACUUCCUUGUUCUCUAGUUUAGGGCAUAGGACUUGUACAUAACAGGAAAGGGUGUGAUGAAGCAGCUGAAGCUUAUCUGUAUUUUGUUUUUCUUUUCCUUGUUUGGUACAAUGGUUUCUAGGAUGGAGAAUCAAAGGUUAGUUGUGAAUGAAUGGCAGUUAGCUUUUCACAA